AUGCUGCUGGGCCCGGGGAUGCACGACUGCGCAGGACGCGCUCCCUCAGCCAAAAAGCAGGAGUUCAGGAUGGUUCCCCCACCACCUGUCAGCAAGCCCCAUGUGUGCCUCUCCACUGUGCUCAUCAUGACCAGCCUCGUCCUCAUGGAUGCCUACCUGGUGGAGCAGAGCCAGGGCUCCAGGAAGCUGGGCAUCUGUGUCAUGGUGGCAGUGGGUGACAUAUGCUUCCUGCUGGUUCUCCGCUAUGUGGCUAUCUGGGUUGGGGCAGAGGUAAAGACAGCUAAGCGAGGAUAUGCCAUGAUCCUCUGGUUCCUGUAUGUCUUCGUUCUGGAGAUCAAAGUCUACUUUGUAUACCAGAAUUAUAAAGCUGACCGGAAAAGCUUGGAUCUCAUAGCCCGCAAAGCAUUGACCUUGCUGCUCUCCAUCUGCAUCCCAGCUCUCUACGUGUUGUUGGUGGCCACAGAGCACAUGGAGUAUGUCAGAACAUUCAAGAAGAAGGAAGAUCUCCGCAACCGCCUUUUCUGGGUCAUUGUGGACAUGCUGGAUGUGCUGGACAUCCAGGCCAACCUGUGGGAGCCUCAGAAGAAAGGGCUGCCGCUCUGGGCUGAGGGCAUCAUGUUCUUCUACUGCUACAUCUUGCUCCUGGUCCUGCCGUGCGUGUCCCUGUGCGAGAUCAGCAUGCAGGGGAUAGGCAUCGUGCCGCACCGGAUGAUGCUGUACCCCAUGCUGAGCAUGCUCACCGUCAACAUCACCACCAUCUUCAUCCGAGGCAGCAACAUGGUCUUCUUCAGAGAUGCCCGGGUCUCCAGCAUCUUCAUGGGCAAAAACAUGCUGGCCAUCGGGAUGAAGGUCUGUAUGUUUGUACAGUACCAGCGGCACCGGCACCACACCCCGCCAGGGCCGGACCCGCAGCACAGCACCCCGGCGCAGCCGCCCGCAGGGCUGCGCAAAGCCCGGGACCAACCCCCCUGCCCCGAGGAGCUGGCCCAGGACAACACGUGA
Molecule: messenger RNA, 1002 nt
Organism: Cinclus cinclus
Lineage: Eukaryota; Metazoa; Chordata; Aves; Passeriformes; Cinclidae
Product: transmembrane protein 121-like
Source: RefSeq, a predicted model, not a curated record